This is a messenger RNA of Lathyrus sativus (Indian pea), 480 nucleotides long. The record is from the annotation of a GenBank genome assembly. Lineage: Eukaryota; Viridiplantae; Streptophyta; Magnoliopsida; Fabales; Fabaceae.
AUGAGCAACAAGAGCGCGAUGGCCUCGAAGAAGAACAAGAUCAAUAAAAACCUCAAACGUGUGAGGAAGCUGUCUGAGAUGACAGAAAAGCUGAGCAAAUAUUUGCUUAAUGGUGUUGGCAUAGUUAGUGGGACAGUGAUGGCUCCUUUAGUUAAAUCCCAACCAGGAAAGGCACUUUUAAGGAUGUUACCUGGUGAGGUGCUGUUGGCUUCAUUUGAUGUUGUCAACAAAGUUCUAGAUGCAGCUGAAGCUGCUGAAAAACAAACUCUUUCUGCUACCUCAAAAGCUGCAUCCAGAAUGGUCUCUAACAGGUAUGGGGAAAAUGUUGGGGAAGCUACUGAGCAUGUGUUUGUAACUGCUGGACAUGCUGCUAACAUUGCUUGGAAUGUCUUUAAAAUUCGAAAAGCCAUCAAUCCAGCUUCAUCAGCAACAAAGGGUGCACUGAAAAAUGUUGUCAAGAAUACAAGUUUUAAGCAUUAA